UACCUCCUGGUUACAGGUCCCUAUGAGGAGAGGCCCACACAUGGACCAGUUGAUUACCUCCCGGGUACAGGUCCCUAUGAGGAGAGGCCCACACAUGGACCAGUUGAUUACCUCCUGGGUACAGGUCCCUAUGAGGAGAGGCCCACACAUGGACCAGUUGAUUACCUCCUGGGUACAGGUCCCUAUGAGGAGAGGCCCACACAUGGACCAGUUGAUUACCUCCUGGGUACAGGUCCCUAUGAGGAGAGGCCCACACAUGGACCAGUUGAUUACCUCCUGGUUACAGGUCCCUAUGAGGAGAGGCCCACACAUGGACCAGUUGAUUACCUCCUGGUUACAGGUCCCUAUGAGGAGAGGCCCACACAUGGACCAGUUGAUUACCUCCCGGGUACAGGUCCCUAUGAGGAGAGGCCCACACAUGGACCAGUUGAUUACCUCCUGGGUACAGGUCCCUAUGAGGAGAGGCCCACACAUGGACCAGUUGAUUACCUCCUGGGUACAGGUCCCUAUGAGGAGAGGCCCACACAUGGACCAGUUGAUUACCUCCUGGGUACAGGUCCCUAUGAGGAGAGGCCCACACAUGGACCAGUUGAUUACCUCCUGGUUACAGGUCCCUAUGAGGAGAGGCCCACACAUGGACCAGUUGAUUACCUCCUGGUUACAGGUCCCUAUGAGGAGAGGCCCACACAUGGACCAGUUGAUUACCUCCUGGGUACAGGUCCCUAUGAGGAGAGGCCCACACAUGGACCAGUUGAUUACCUCCUGGGUACAGGUUCCUAUGAGGAGAGGCCCACACAUGGACCAGUUGAUUACCUCCUGGGUACAGGUCCCUAUGAGGAGAGGCCCACACAUGGACCAGUUGAUUACCUCCUGGUUACAGGUCCCUAUGAGGAGAGGCCCACACAGGGACCAGUUGAUUACCUCCUGGGUACAGGUUCCUAUCACACAAAUGGGCCACUGUGCUUUUGAGGCCUCCUUUCCAAUGGCAGCCGAAGGAGUAAGUCAGUUUAGAGGCUACAGAAGACAUGAGUCAUGAGUCACUUGGAGGGUCACAAACCCAAGUAAAGGAUAGCGUGUGCUUUUUAAGGCUCAUUAUAGGUGUCAACUCAAUGUGGCCGUCAGAUCCCAAACAGCCAAUGACAGAAGACUGUCCAAGAACACCUGCUGCGAGGCAAAGAUUACCUCUAGAGAUCCAGGCUCUGUCGUAGCCGGCCGCGACCGGGAGACC
This is a messenger RNA of Coregonus clupeaformis (lake whitefish), 1228 nucleotides long. RefSeq lists its product as uncharacterized. The transcript has 2 exons. Lineage: Eukaryota; Metazoa; Chordata; Actinopteri; Salmoniformes; Salmonidae. The record is from RefSeq and is a predicted model, not a curated record. The coding region runs from base 23 to 1036 and encodes 337 amino acids.